UGGCUAGCCUCUAUGUCAGUAACUGCAACCAAAUGAAUUCACUCCUGGAGACAGAGGACAGUCAUCUAGUAACUACAGCAUUAGCCAAAGUGACAGAAAUUGUGCUUCCUACCUGCUCUACACCAAAGUCAACCAAGCUAACAGAGGUCAAAGGUUGUAGAUCCUGUGCUGAGGGCUGGGUGUCUCGUGGAGGGAAAUGCUACUUCUUCUCUACUGAUCAGAUGAACUGGACUCAGAGUCGGGAUCACUGUGUCUCUAUGGGAGGUCACCUGGUCAUCAUCAAUAGCCGAGAGGAACAGAAUUCUUUGCAUUCAAGCAUCAAGUACAGGACACACUGGAUUGGACUGAAUGACUUGGAGACUGAAGGACGGUGGCUCUGGGUGGACAACAAACCUCUGAAUCAGACUGGAGUGCAAUUCUGGUAUUUAAGAUCAGGAGAGAAAAGUGAGCCUGAUAACUGGACCCAGGUGGAUACUUCGGGGGAGAACUGUGCUGCUCUGGGGACUGAAGGAGAUGUAAACAAUAUGUGGUUUGAUGCCUCUUGUAAAACAUUUAAGAGAUUUGUCUGCCAGACGCUUGGUGCCAAUUAAGAUCUCUUUUAUCUCUUAUCUUUUAGGGAAUAUUUCACUUUUUAAUGUUUAAUGUUAGACCUCAUUUUCCGCGUAGCAUUUGCUAAUUAUUACAACUUGUACUCUUUUUUUGCAGUUUAUAUGUUUGUGUUUGUGUGCCAAACAUAGAAAUGAAGAUGAUUCUAGUUGGUAUGCUUUGCUGUUUUAUAUGAUAUGUUUUGGCCAUUUUUGACAAUUCUUUGGUCUUUUCUGACAGCUCUGACUCUUGCAUAUUUCUGCCACAUUGUAUUUGGUAGAUGUUAGUAAGGCGUGAGUAAUCAAAAUACAAAUAGCUGAUGUAUAAAUGCUAUAAACAUGAAGAACAAACAUUUUUAAAAGCUUAUGAUGACAGCAACAAAUGGAGGAAUAUGGGGGAGAA
Molecule: messenger RNA, 987 nt
Organism: Esox lucius (northern pike)
Lineage: Eukaryota; Metazoa; Chordata; Actinopteri; Esociformes; Esocidae
Product: CD209 antigen-like protein E
Exons: 6
Coding region: 33-590 (185 amino acids)
Biological process (GO): biological process involved in interspecies interaction between organisms; immune response
Cellular component (GO): external side of plasma membrane
Molecular function (GO): carbohydrate binding
Source: RefSeq, a predicted model, not a curated record